Mangifera indica (mango) is the source of this 1552-nucleotide messenger RNA. RefSeq names its product protein PAM71-homolog, chloroplastic-like. The transcript is spliced from 10 exons. NCBI's taxonomy places the organism in Eukaryota, Viridiplantae, Streptophyta, Magnoliopsida, Sapindales, Anacardiaceae. Gene Ontology annotation, biological process: Golgi calcium ion transport; calcium ion transmembrane transport; Golgi calcium ion homeostasis. The record is from RefSeq and is a predicted model, not a curated record. Gene Ontology annotation, cellular component: Golgi apparatus; chloroplast. The coding region runs from base 180 to 1238 and encodes 352 amino acids. Gene Ontology annotation, molecular function: manganese ion transmembrane transporter activity; calcium ion transmembrane transporter activity.
UUUUGGCCGCCAAACUAAACUGAACUAAACUUGUACAUGACAGCUUAUUCACCAACAAAACAAGCAGAGUUCGGUCUUGCUCCCGUUGUCGUUUUCAAGAUUUUGAAAACCAAGAGCGGUUUUGCAUGGAAGUGAACUGAAAUGAAUUAUUGAACUCCUUUGAGUGAAAUUUAAAAAAUAUGCAGAAUUUGGCCCUCAGUAAACCGUUGGUUUCAAGAGGGAAACUUCCCUUGUUACUUCUUGUUGAUCCAUUUCCAACUUGUGCUAAGUUAUCUAGAAAUUCCCUCUCACGUUCACUAAGAUGUAGAAAAUUAUCAAGGUUGAAUUCUGCAUUUGGCAACAUCAGAGCUCAAGUGUCUAAUGUUGGUAUCGGAUCUGGGGGCUAUGAAGGCGGGAAGGAUAAUAACAAUCAAAAGCUCUUUGUCAAUGGCCUACCAAGUGGCAGCUCAUCUGAUAGUCAAAAUUCUCCCAGUCGAAUUCCAAAUCCUCUCUCUAUUGCUAUUGUGCUAUUUGGCUGCACUUUAGUAUUUUCAUUGAUUGCCUUGGUGAAAGGAGGACCAACAUCACUUCUAGCUGCAAUCGCAAAGUCAGGAUUCACUGCAGCAUUCUCAUUAAUAUUUGUUUCUGAAAUUGGGGACAAGACAUUUUUUAUUGCAGCACUCUUGGCUAUGCAAUAUGACAAAGGAUUGGUUCUUCUGGGAUCAAUGGGUGCUCUUGCACUAAUGACAAUUUUGUCAGUUAUAAUUGGAAUAAUAUUUCAUUCAGUACCUGCUCAAUUCCAGACAACCUUGCCAAUUGGAGAAUAUGCUGCAAUAGCUCUAUUGAUGUUUUUUGGCCUCAAAUCAAUAAAAGAUGCAUGGGACCUUCCUUCAAAUGUAGCUAAGAGGGGAGACAAAAGUGGCCCUGAACUGGAUGAAUUUGUUGAAGCUGAGGAACUUGUGAAAGAGAAGGUUUCAAAACGGCUAUCCAAUCCACUGGAGAUAAUCUGGAAGUCAUUCAGCCUUGUAUUUUUCGCUGAAUGGGGAGAUCGCUCAAUGCUUGCAACAAUUGCUCUUGGUGCUGCACAGUCACCUUGGGGUGUGGCUAGUGGUGCAAUUGCCGGACACCUACUUGCGACAUCUAUUGCAGUUCUGGGGGGAGCUCUUCUAGCUGACUACAUUUCUGAAAAACUGGUUGGCCACAUUGGUGGAGUGCUGUUCCUUGUUUUUGCAGUGGCUACAUUUUUUGGGGUUUUCUAGAUAGUUCUUAGAAAUCUACAGAAAAUAAGAAAGAUUGUCAGAGCUGUUCAUAGAGAUCAAACAUAAUUAGUUACUAUAUAAAGAGGUCAUAAAAGGAGAUUGUCAUCAACAACAGCAGCAAGAGGAGUUCCAUUUUCACCCACUAUAUUCAGCUGUAGAUAAUGUAAAACAAGUCAUAGCUGAAGCUCGUGUCGUUGAGGCAAAUUCAUUGUCUUAGACUGGCCAGUUUUAUUCUGGUGAUGCCAAUGUUUUCCAAGAAUGUUUCUAAUUUUGCAACCAGUUGAUAAAAAAUGACUCAUCAACAUUAGCCGGUA